UCUGUCGGUUGUGGUCCUGGAGAUAUAACAAAGGAAAUUCUAUUACCGGCUAUUGGCUCAAAUGCACAAUUAAUUGGUACGGAUAUUUCGGAGAGCAUGAUCAAAUAUGCGAAUGAAACAUUCAGUGAUAAACGGUUGCAAUACGAGGUAUUGGAUAUUGGAACCAAAAAUUUGCCUAAGAAAUAUAUUUCUGAAUUUGAACAUGUUAGAAUGGUAGAUCUAUGUAUGCCAUAAUUAUGCUUGGUUCGCCAAGGAUGGGUUUAUUAACGCUACUGUUAUAGGGCGAGAU
Molecule: messenger RNA, 289 nt
Organism: Wasmannia auropunctata (little fire ant)
Lineage: Eukaryota; Metazoa; Arthropoda; Insecta; Hymenoptera; Formicidae
Exons: 2
Source: RefSeq, a predicted model, not a curated record